CAGUUCUGGCUAGAGUCCCGGUGCGCACGGACGUGGCUCGAGUUUCCUCCGCUCUGGGCUCCUGCUAGCUUUCCCCUCUCUCGCUCCUCCUCCUCUCCGGGUCUCCCGCUCCAGUUCUACCGGGUCUGCCCCGCACGGCUCCGGGAAGCCAUGGAGGAUGUCACGCUCCAUAUCGUCGAGCGUCCAUAUUCCGGAUUUCCCGAUGCUUCCUCUGAGGGCCCAGAGCCCACCCAAGGGGAGGCACGGGCCACGGAGGAGCCGUCGGGGACCGGCUCCGACGAGCUGAUCAAGUCGGACCAGGUAAACGGUGUGCUGGUGCUGAGCCUUCUGGAUAAAAUCAUCGGCGCCGUUGACCAGAUCCAGCUGACCCAAGCCCAGCUGGAGGAGCGACAGGCGGAGAUGGAGGGCGCUGUGCAGAGUAUCCAGGGAGAGCUGAGCAAGCUGGGCAAGGCGCACGCCACCACGAGCAACACCGUGAGCAAGUUGCUGGAGAAGGUGCGCAAGGUCAGCGUCAACGUGAAGACCGUGCGCGGCAGCCUGGAGCGCCAGGCCGGCCAGAUAAAGAAACUGGAGGUCAACGAGGCGGAGCUGCUGAGGCGCCGUAACUUCAAAGUCAUGAUCUACCAGGAUGAAGUCAAGCUGCCGGCCAAACUGAGUGUCAGCAAGUCUCUGAAAGAGUCGGAGGCGCUGCCGGAGAAGGAGGGUGACGAGCUGGGCGAGGGCGAGCGGCCCGAGGAGGACACCGCGGCGAUCGAGCUGUCGUCCGAUGAGGCGGUGGAGGUGGAGGAGGUGAUCGAGGAGUCCCGCGCCGAGCGCAUCAAGCGCAGCGGCCUGCGGCGCGUGGACGACAUCAAGAAGGCCUUCUCCAAGGAGAAGAUGGAGAAGACCAAGGUGCGCACGCGCGAGAACCUGGAGAAGACGCGCCUGAAGACCAAGGAGAACCUGGAGAAGACGCGGCACACGCUGGAGAAGCGCAUGAACAAGCUGGGCACGCGCCUGGUGCCCGUGGAGCGACGCGAGAAGCUGAAGACCUCGCGCGACAAGCUGCGCAAGUCCUUCACGCCCGACCACGUGGUGUACGCUCGCUCCAAGACCGCCGUCUACAAGGUGCCGCCCUUCACCUUCCACGUCAAGAAGAUCCGCGAGGGCGAGGUGGAGGUGCUGAAGGCCACCGAGAUGGUGGAGGUGGGUCCCGAUGACGACGAGGUUGGCGCGGAGCGCGGCGAGGCCACUGACCUGCUGCGCGGGAGCAGCCCCGACGUGAAUACGCUGCUGGAGAUCACCGAGGAGUCGGACGCCGUCCUGGUGGACAAGAGCGACAGCGACUGAGCAGGACUCGCGGGGCUCUGCCCUGGAGGCCGGCGCCUGACCCUGCCGCUUCCUGACCCCCACCCCUGCCCACCACCUUUCUCUUUUCAUACUUUCUCUUUUGCAUUCUAAGCCCCAGUCUGGUUGGGCAUUUUGUUUUUUUUUUUUAAGCGGGGAAUACACAGCCCCUGAAAGAGCAGCCCUCCAAAGCACAGGCCUUAGACCGAGGGGAGGUGGUCUCUCACCGAGGACGGCUGCAAUUUGGACACAGUCUGGGUAGGAUUCGGGAAGAAUGACCCAUGCCCUGGCUGUCCUGGUCCAGGAUGCUUUUUCUUUUCUUUUCUUUUCUUUUUUUUUUUUUUUUUUUCAGGAUGCUUUUUCUUAGCCCUCUCUUUAGGCCUUAUGAGGGAUCUACCUGCUCCUCGGCUCCUCCCCCAACACAGCUUCAUACUCAGCCGCACCACCCUGCUUCUUGAGCUGUUUCUCCUUUUCCUCACCCUGGGAAACUCCAAAGCCAAGAUUUCCGCAAGAGGAAAGAGCGAAUCCUAAAGACAACCCUUGUAGGGGCAGCCUUCUAGGGCCAGCUUGCUCUCCCAGGUACCUGAGAGGCUGAGGCAGGAGACUUGCAAGUUCAAGGCCUUGUCUGGGCAGCAGAGUGAGCUCAAAGCCAACCUGAGUAAUUUAGCCAGACGCUGUUUCAAAAUAAGAAGAGGUGGCGGGAGUGUAUCACUGAUAGAGCCCUUGCUUAGAAGGAGGGGGCAGGCAAUUCAAAGUAUCACGAAGAUGAAAUGUGUGAAGGGAGACCUUUGCCCACACUAGAAGUGGCCCACUGGAAGGUCUGAGGGUCUUUGAAGGAACCUAAGGCAAUAGGGUGGGGUAAAGUGUGACUCUGGAUAAAGGUCCCACCAAUAAGCAGGAGGCGAAUAGAGCCUGGGAAAGGAUGGUAGGUUGUGGGGAAAGGGGCACAUUUACAAAUCUAUAAAAUCUGCACACAGGAGCACGUGAGUGUGGCUUUGGGAAGAGAGAGGAAGAUAGGAGAGAGUUGUAAUGGAAUGAGAAAGAAAUGCCCUCAUUAGCAACACAAAGGAAUUCAAGACGAGAGUCCUGCUUUGGUAGGAUCUCAGGACGGCAGGACAGUUUCUGGAUCAGGAGAGCAGUCAGUUCUAGAAAAUGUGUUCCAAAGAAAAGUAAGCCAGACUGGAUUCUCUCUUUCACGAUCUGGGAACUGCCUCCCGCGAAGCCUUGUUUUCCAAGCCCAGAAAAUUGGGGUUCCAGCAGGGGGCAGCAGCGAGCUGUGGAGAGUUGGCAGUUAGGCAGGAGGGAGAAAGCAAGAUGCUAAAAGGCCAGGCCCAGAGCAGAGUCCCUGGCUUGAAGCUGAGGAAGAAGGACCUGCUGGCUUGCCCAAACUCCCUCUCCGCUGCUUCUAGCAUGGAAUUCUCCCUAAUGUAAAACUGUAGAACUUCCCAAGACCUCCCUAAAUCCUUGCCUUUGGGGGCACCUUUUCCUGAAAGUUGGGGACAGUGGGGUGCUGCUUCUUGUCCAAGACCUGAUCUCUAUAGUUUCUGACCAGGUUUUCUCCUGAGGACACAUUGGUUCCCUCUUUAAAGGCUGGUCAGAAGCAAAGGCAACACCUCCCCCAAAUGACAGUUACAGGCUACUUCCUUCUCCCCACCAAUGUGUCUUCCCUGCUUUUUAGACUUGCAGCUUAUUGAUAUUUGGGGGGUGGGUAUGGAAACCACAAACCUUUUAUACAAUACGAAGCUUUGCUUUUCAUUUUUUAUUUUUAAUUUUCCUUUUUUUUUCUUGGUCCCAUUCCCUCCUCCGAAUGAUUGGAGACAGAAGCUGAGGAGGGUGGGGAGUGUAGGAUGAGGUCCCUUGUGCUGAUGGGCUAACACUGUGGGCAGAUGCAGUUUCCUGCAUCUCUAGGGGAGCCCCUCGAGUUGCUGUGUUCUGGUGAGCAGCCGGACCAAUAAACCUGCUUUUCUAAAAGGA
This is a messenger RNA of Grammomys surdaster, 3300 nucleotides long. RefSeq names its product caveolae associated protein 1 (gene Cavin1). Lineage: Eukaryota; Metazoa; Chordata; Mammalia; Rodentia; Muridae. Gene Ontology annotation, biological process: termination of RNA polymerase I transcription; transcription initiation at RNA polymerase I promoter. Gene Ontology annotation, molecular function: rRNA primary transcript binding. Gene Ontology annotation, cellular component: cytoplasm; caveola. The transcript has 2 exons. The record is from RefSeq and is a predicted model, not a curated record. The coding region runs from base 151 to 1329 and encodes 392 amino acids.